Molecule: messenger RNA, 411 nt
Organism: Rhizophagus irregularis DAOM 181602=DAOM 197198
Lineage: Eukaryota; Fungi; Glomeromycota; Glomeromycetes; Glomerales; Glomeraceae
Source: RefSeq, a predicted model, not a curated record
CUUCAUGGAGAAAAUAUUCUUCAUCGAGAUUUACAUUCCAAAAAUAUAGUAAUACAUCAAGGGGAAGCUAAAAUAAUUGAUCUUGGUAUUGCAAAAAGUACAGAAACCGAAACACAUCUUCAUUCAGGUUUAUUUGGUAUGAUUCCGUAUGUUGAUCCUAAAUUAUUAGAAAGCGAUUCUUAUACAUACGAUAAAAAGUCUGAUAUUUAUAGUUUAGGUGUUCUCAUGUGGGAAUUAUCUAGCGGUCAUCCUCCAUUUUAUAAUAAUAAUAAUUUAAAGAUGUUAACUUUAAGUUUAAUAAAGGGUACGAGAGAAGAUCCCAUUUCUAACACACCUUGUGAAUACAUGAAAUUGUAUCAAUCUUGUUGGAAUAGUGAAUCGGAUGCAAGACCAUCAGUUGAGCAAGUUUUU